AGUCCUCGUCCCUUUUUGUUUGUUGCCCUCUCUCCAACAUAUAUAUAGCUUUAUAUCAUCAACAAGUUAGUAAAUUCAUUCAUUGAAGCAGCAUGGGGCAUAAGAAGAAUGGUUUUGAUGAUUCAGAAGACGUGGAGGAGAAAGGAGAGAAGGGGUCACAUGGGAAGAUGAAGUAUGUGGGAGUUUUGAACGCAGAAGUGCUGAAAAGUCUGAUCAUCGGAGGGGUUAAGUCUGAGAAACUGAGAGGUUUGUUAUUACAGGGAGGAUUAUUGAAGGGUGGUGCAAAUCUGAAGCUCUUCAUGGUGGCAAAGUCAAGAUUAUCUUCAACCUCAAGAUUCAAGUUAUGGGUUCUUCUCUUCACUUAUGUCUUCAUGAUUUGGAUUUUUGCAGUCCAGUUUACGAAUUGUUUCUUCUCCCAUCUCCCGCCCCCAAGGAUUUAUGAGAAUAAUGGAUACCUAAUGGUUUCUUCCAAUGGAGGAUUGAAUCAAAUGCGAGCUGGAAUAUGUGACAUGGUUACCAUUGCAAGGUUUUUGAAUGUCACACUUAUAGUUCCUGAAUUGGACAAUACCUCCUUUUGGAAUGACCAUAGCCAAUUCCCGGACAUAUUUGAUGCCAAUUAUUUAAUCGCAUCGCUGAGAGAUGAGGUUAAAAUAUUGAAGGAACUGCCUCCCAAACAGAAGCAAAAGGUGGAAUUGGAAUCCCUCUAUUCCAUGCCACCCAUUAGUUGGUCCAACAUGACCUAUUACUAUGAUGUCAUUCUUCCUCGUAUAAAAACAUACGAAGUUGUGCACUUCACGAAAUCAGACGCAAGGCUGGCCAACAAUGGCCUUCCUGAGGAAGUCCAGAAACUGAGAUGCAGAGUUAACUACCAGUCUCUGAAAUUCUCUCCACCAAUCCAAAAAAUAGCAAAGAAGAUCGUCAGCAUCCUCAAGCAGAGAGGACCUUACUUGGCUCUUCAUCUUCGUUACGAAAUGGACAUGAUCGCUUUCUCUGGUUGCAACGAAGGUUGCGCCCCAGAAGAGAUCGACGAACUCACUAAAAUGAGAUAUGCGUAUCCAUGGUGGAAGGAGAAGGAGAUAGACUCUGAGAAGAAAAGAACUGAUGGUCUGUGCCCAUUAACACCAGAAGAAACUGCUCUAACGCUACGUGCAUUGGGGAUUGAUAGUGACAUUCAAGUCUAUAUUGCUGCUGGAGAUAUAUACAAAGCUGAGAAAAGAAUGGUGGAUCUCAAGCAAGCUUUUCCAAAUCUGGUGAAGAAGGAGACGUUAUUGGAUUCAUGGGAGCUUGAACCCUUCAGGAACCAUUCCAACCAAAUGGCAGCCAUAGAUUAUUACGUGUCAAUAGAAAGUGACAUAUUCGUACCAACUUACAAAGGUCACAUGGCAAAACUUGUUGAAGGCCAUAGAAGGUACUUAGGGUUUAAGAAGACGAUAGUGUUGGACAGGAAGGUGUUGGUGGAACUGAUAGACCAGUACAAAAAUGGAACCAUAGGUUGGAAUGAAUUCUCCACUGAAGUGAAGGCAGUUCAUGCAGAUCGCGUAGGAAACCCUACAAUGAGAUCUACGGUUCCUGGAAAACCCAAGGAGGAAGACUACUUCUACACUAAUCCUCAGGAAUGUUUGGAUCAUCAAUGAUUCUUUAAUUAAUUUCAUAUGCUUUAACAUGGGGAAUUCUUCUCACAAUGGAGGAAGAUGAUUCUCUGAAUAUUGAUUAUACUCGUUUCCCAUUCAUAUCUGUUUUUCAUUUUCAUUGUGUGAAUUAUAAACGCAUCUGAUCAUUCUUUUGAGUUGUAUUCCAUUAUAAUUCUGGCCUUUCUUUUGCCCUCGCUGAGGAUGGGCCGAAUGGGCUCGCCGUCAAUGGGCCGGGUCCACUUGGAUAUGCAUUUAUGCUUAUGAAUUAAAGGGUUAUUGUCAUGAA
Messenger RNA from Neltuma alba, 1917 nucleotides. RefSeq names its product rhamnogalacturonan I rhamnosyltransferase 1. Gene Ontology annotation, cellular component: cytoplasm. Bases 93 to 1634 code for a protein of 513 amino acids. The transcript has 8 exons. Lineage: Eukaryota; Viridiplantae; Streptophyta; Magnoliopsida; Fabales; Fabaceae. The record is from RefSeq and is a predicted model, not a curated record.